Arachis ipaensis is the source of this 1368-nucleotide messenger RNA. RefSeq lists its product as uncharacterized. NCBI's taxonomy places the organism in Eukaryota, Viridiplantae, Streptophyta, Magnoliopsida, Fabales, Fabaceae. The record is from RefSeq and is a predicted model, not a curated record.
AUGGAUUUGCACAGUAGUAUAUUAGAGAAGGCUGGAAAGUGUGGUAAAAAAUGCGUGAAGCAAUUAUUUUUUCGUAUUCCGAUAUCAUUGAAGCAAGGUUAUGUUAAGUUUGGGAAGUACGCGAUGUUGGGUGAUGACGACAUGCGAGUUAUAUUUCACAGUCAAUCAAUAUUUUCCGACUUAGGCGCGCUGGAGUUGUUUGCCAGAAUGGUUGACGUGGAGGGCAGUAGCGGGGGAUCUGCUCCGAAACUGCCCACUAGCGUCAUAGAAGGGACUUCCACCGCCAUUCCAACAGGGCAACCAGUGACUCCACUUGUUUUGUCCCCAUCUUUUGCUGCUGAUUUGCCUGUCCCGGGUGAUGACUUGGGUGAUGGGCGGAGCUUCGGCCAGCUUGCAGCUGCUAUGGGAUCUGCACAUGUAGUGGACGGUGUACCCGCAUUCAUGGAGGUAAGAGAGAGAGAUCCGUUUACGGAGGCUAUAGGUGAUGAUGGGUCAGAUUCGGAGCCACCAAUUAUUGGUGACGAGAGCGACGGUGAAGAGGACACUGCAUUUGCCGGGGGAGCUCAAACCCAUGGUAGCAGUGGUACACAGCAGCCUAGCGUGAUUGGCACGAACGAGUUUGAGGUCGGGCAACGGUUUGAAACAAAAGAGGAAGCUGUACUAACAAUCAAGAGUUAUAAUAUUCGGCGGGGUGUAGAGUAUAAAGUGUUUGAGUCCGACCAGUUGAAGUAUCAUGGGAAGUGUGUCCAGUUCGGGAAUGGUUGUAACUGGCUGAUCCGUGUCACUAUGAGGCAGAGGAAAGGCUACUGGGAAGUCAGAAAGUACAGCGAACCACACACGUGUCUAGCAACGGAGAUAUCGACGGAUCAUAGACAGCUUGAUUACCAUGUCAUAUGUGCCUCGAUUCUGUCAUUGGUGAUGGCUGAUGCAUCGGUCUCAGUUAAGGUGUUACAGAAUGCGGUGUCUUCGAAGUUUGGAUUCAAGCCCAGCUACAGGAAGGUUUGGAUGGGCAAGCAGAAGGCAAUUGCUCAAAUAUAUGGAGAUUGGGAGGAGUCUUACAACCACAUACCACGUUGGAUCAUCAGGGUUCAGUUGUAUAUAUCGGGUACUAUUGCGCUUUUGCGCACUUCGCCAGUAAGGAUAGGUAAUAUCGUAGAUGCGUUAACGGUUUUCUUUCAUCGACUAUUUUGGACGUUUCCUCCAUGCAUUGAGGCAUUUAACUAUUGCAAGCCACUGAUAUCCAUCGACGGGACCCAUUUGUAUGGGAAGUAUGGCGGCACUCUUCAAAUGGCUAUUGCCCAGGAUGGAAACUCGAACAUUCUCUCAGUGGCUUUCGGGUUAGUCGAAGGGGAAAACACGGAUUCGUGA